CUAGCGGCGUCAUCUGACGUGCGCUUCGAGGAACCGCUGGUAUAAAUCAAAGCACUUCAUUCUACUUACAACCAUACCGAAAUUGACGUCUCUCUUCACAGUCCCCGUUUGGUCGCUGAGUAACGCUAGGGGAAGUCGGAGGGAGUGGGAGUGAAAAUAUGAGUUUCAGCAUAAGCUACUGUGGAAGUCAUGGUCUUCCAUCUUUUAGAAUAUCUAGCUGCAAUAUUGACCGACAUAGCCGUCACGGAAAAUCUGUUCUUCCCAGUAACACGCAGAAGAAACUUUCCAAGCCUGAGAAUCUUUUCCCAUCAAGUUUUAAGUUUGAUAGCACCAGCUUAAUGGCCGUGAUAGGAUCUGUGACAGUGGCCAAUUUAAUUGCACCGGUUGCUGCAAAGGCUGAAGUGGUUGAUUCUGUUUAUGCUUUGGCUGAUGGAAGCUUGGGUGAUUGGUUUGGAGGCUUGCUAUAUUCAGCUGGACAGCAGGCUAAUGAAGCUGUUCUAGACCAACUAGCUUCUCUCAACUUCACCAGUUUAGCAGUAAUUUAUGGGGCAGGGCUUGUUACCAGCCUUUCACCCUGUACACUAAGUGUCUUACCACUAACUCUUGGUUACAUUGGGGCGUUUGGGUCUGGCAAAAGCAGGGCAGAGGUUAUUGGUGAUUCUGUGGCAUUUUCUUUAGGUCUUGCUACCACAUUAGCACUGUUGGGUGUAGCAGCAUCAUUUGCGGGAAAGGCUUAUGGACAGAUAGGCCAAGGACUACCUUUGGCCGCUUCUGGUUUGGCAAUAAUUAUGGGUCUGAACCUUCUUGAGAUCAUUGAAUUAGGACUUCCCUCAUUUUUUGACAAUUUUGAUCCACGUGCAGCAGCUGCCAAUUUACCAUCAAGUGUGCAAGCAUAUCUAGCUGGGCUUACUUUUGCUCUAGCUGCCUCACCCUGUAGCACACCUGUGCUGGCUACUAUUCUGGGAUAUGUUGCUGCGUCAAAGGAUCCAGUUAUUGGAGGUAGCUUACUUUUGACAUACACAACUGGUUAUGUUUCUCCUUUACUCUUAGCUGCUUCUUUCGCUGGAGCAUUACAGAGCCUGCUUUCAUUCCGCAAGUUCUCAGCGUGGAUCAAUCCUAUGAGUGGAGCACUACUGUUGGGAGGUGGUCUGUACACUUUCUUGGAUAGGCUAUUCCCAACAACAAUGGUGAUGUAGAAUGAAGAGCUCUCAGGCCACAAAUUCUCAAUGGGUUUGGAUUCUCUGGAAUUUAAAUACUUGAUAGGAGAGUUUUGCUGCCCUCAGAGGAUCCUAGGAUACUUGGAAUUUAAGUCAUGUAGUUGAAAUAGGGUAGACCCAGGAUACUAGGCUGUCCGAUGCAAGAAAAAAAAAAAAAAGUUUGUCUUUGGAGCAAGAGGGAUAAAUGGAAAAGAAAGAAUUAGUUUAAAAAGAAAAGGUUUGAAAAAGUAUCGUAGUCCGUACUAUCACUCUAUAUCUCUCGUUUUAAAAACACAUUAACUCAGGAUUCUAAUACUAUGUUCUUUUACAUGAACGAUUUGAUGUAUAUUCGUUCCAUAUAUUCAUUGUUAUAGAAGUACACGGGACAGAUUUAUAGCAUAUCAUAUUAUUUUUUCA
Messenger RNA from Prosopis cineraria, 1613 nucleotides. Its product is annotated as cytochrome c-type biogenesis ccda-like chloroplastic protein 2. Lineage: Eukaryota; Viridiplantae; Streptophyta; Magnoliopsida; Fabales; Fabaceae. Gene Ontology annotation, biological process: cytochrome complex assembly. Bases 159 to 1196 code for a protein of 345 amino acids. The transcript is spliced from 13 exons. Gene Ontology annotation, cellular component: membrane. The record is from RefSeq and is a predicted model, not a curated record.